Messenger RNA from Drosophila pseudoobscura, 10054 nucleotides. RefSeq names its product proton-coupled amino acid transporter 1. The record is from RefSeq and is a predicted model, not a curated record. Bases 5447 to 8509 code for a protein of 1020 amino acids. Lineage: Eukaryota; Metazoa; Arthropoda; Insecta; Diptera; Drosophilidae. Gene Ontology annotation, molecular function: aspartic-type endopeptidase activity; L-amino acid transmembrane transporter activity; nucleic acid binding. Gene Ontology annotation, biological process: DNA integration; proteolysis; amino acid transmembrane transport. The transcript has 2 exons.
GUGGAGGUGGAUCAGUAGAAGUGGCAGGAAAAUCCAUACGGAAGCAACCCCAAGACGAGAACGAACAUGGGGAGUACCAUCCGCCCACAAGGGGAAAUUCGUACAACCGAAUCAACACGAUGCGCAUGUGCCCUAGUGGAACAGGGAUACAGCUAUGUACAUAUAUCUCCAUCAACGAAUCAACGAACUUUGCUUCUGGGAAACCAAUUAACCUUCGAUCUUUGCUUUUAAUAAACCAACUAACCUAUGACCUUCGUUUUUAAGAAACAAACUAACCUUUGAUCUACGCUUGUAUGACUAUUGCUAACUUAACUCGAAUGAAUUCUGCUCCAACCUUUGAUCCUAAGAACCAUCAUCAAUCAAUUAUUGCAAUUGCAACUAAUGGAAGAACCUGCUUUCUAAGAACUUACUGAAACUUUCAAGAAAUAACAAAAGCCACUUCUAAAACCGAUUUCUGAGACAAUAAUCGUUUAGUUAUAUAAAAUAAUCCUUCCUUCCAUCACAGCAAUCGAACUGCAGCGAAAUGCAUCCACAGCUCUUCUUCGUUCUAUGAAUCUGUCAAAGAUUAAUUAAAAGAUUAACUAACCGAACCAGCUAUAAUUGUUCCACUUAAACUAUAGACUUCUCUGCUAUUUAAACUUAAAAUGCCAUCGAAGAAUCCCGCUUAUACUUUAAGGAUUCUAUUUCUUCUAACUUCUACUCGAAACCGAACUUCAUCCAGCUUUGGGAAUCAUAUCUUAUAGUGAAUCGAUCUGUUACAGUUCCUACUAAAAUACUGCAUGCAGCAAAGGUAAAAAUGUAUUUUGAGUCAAUAUUGUAGCGCUUGUAGCAGGGAAUGCUGAGUUUUUGUGGCGCCAUCUAACGCUCAGAGUGGCAGGCGAACGACAGGUCAAGGGAGAACCAAAAAGACGGUAACAGGUCAAAACGUCAGGUUAUCUCUGUUGAAAAUGCAUCCAGGGACCUGUUAGAGGAUUUGCCGCCAGAACGUUGGCGUCCCUAUCGGCUAUUCCCUUGUGAAAGUCGGUUGAGUCGGUUGCGUAUCGGUCCGACGGAAGGGAAAAACCAAGAAUUUAGUGAAGAGAAAAACUCUAAGGGAAUCUAAUUAGCUAAAUCCAAGAUUCGACUGCGAGAUUCUUGGUUGAAGGCGAGUGGGCUGUUCAGUCGUCAGAAGCCGUAUAGCGCUGAGUCCGGUUGGGGUAAGUGCUGCGGAGGAGAAGAGAAGGGCUAAAGGAGAAUAAAGAGUUGUCCCAUUUGUAGUCUUGGCGCUUAGAAAUCGAGGUAAUCAGUGCGGAUUCGAUCGUCCAAGGAAGCCAGCCAGCAGACAACAGCAGCCGCAAGCCUAACAAAGCGGCGUUUAAAUUUUUGGGACUGUCUGGAAAGCGCUCAGCCAUCGGAGAAGCGAGCGUGGAAGCAGAGGGAGAAGAUAUUUGGGCAACGCUCGGUCCCCCCCAAGCGGCUAGCUUUCCGAGGCGUUGGCGUCGGCACUUUAGUAGUCGAGCGCGACGCGACAGAAAAGGAGGGCCCGUCCCUUGGUCGCGAGCAGAUCGGCGGAGAGAAAGUGUUAAUCUAGCACCGUCGGAGAUUGGCCGUUUGGCCUUUUCUUUGCUUUCGCGUACCCUUCACCUGCAGAAGCAGGGGAAAAGAAUUUGUGCGGUUCCCUUUCGCCCAGGAGGUGGAAAGGAAACAUAGAUAACAGUCGGGAGAAAUAGAAUAGGGAAAAAAAGAGGAAGCAACGGAUUGACAGAGUGAUUGUAUUCGUGUUCGUAAAUGUAUAAUUAAUUUUGAUCUCGGUGCGGAGUUAUUUAGGAGAGAAUUAGAUUUGAUUCCGGUAGUGGCUUCUCGUGACUCUCGCCGAUCUGCAAAUAUGAUUUCCCCCUACCUUGUGCCAUUUUAAGUGUUCUUCCUCCACAGCAGCUUUAGGUAUUCAUCGAGGAAAGCGCUUUCGCCGAUGGAGCCAUAAACUGGAGAAAAGGUAUGAGUGGACUUAAAUUUUGUUAUUAAUAAAGUACAACUUGAAGCAAGGGAAUUAGGGCCGGUCGGUGAGCGGGAGGGAGAAGUGCCCACUCGAAUUGGCUUCUGAACCUUACGGAGUCAGCAAGCAAGUUAGUUUGUCCAUUUCGGACUUAUUUAGUAUAUCGUUUGUAUUACACAUAGCCAAGUAUUUGUAGGAAUUUUACACAUAUAUUUUCAUUUAGCUACUCUUUUAAUAUGGGGAAUUAUAUUAUGGUAUUUGCGGGUAAUACUAGUGUUUUAGCCAGUAAGUGAAUAAACUUUAUAAUGUGUUAAUCUACCGUUUUGCUUUCGCUGGCAAAUUCCCCAUGUAGGACGUCCCGGACAAAGGGGCCAUUCCGUCAUUAAAUCGAACGGUUUGGAAUGGCCAUGGUAGGGCGGGCGACACGACCUCGACAACACCAGAGGCGGAGUUGAGAUACCUUUCCAGCACAAAUCCACAAUUCUAUCUAGGGAUAAACAGUGUCUCCCGGUUAAGCAUUUUCGUCGUGACACGCUACUUCAUUCGCGGUAUAAUGCGUAUAGGCCACCAGCAGGAGGAGGGGCAAGAACAUCACUCCAAUAGCCGACGAGCAGAGGCCGGAAACCCAAAGCGUGUGCUCCCCUUCGCUGAACAACAGCUAGCCUGGCAGGAUUUAUAUACACAGACGUGCGUAGGUGAUACGUUACAUUUAUGAAUCAUAGAUAUAGUAUUAUAACUAAAAAUUGGCGCCCAACGUGGGGCCACACCUAUUCAGGUGUGACACCAUUAACACUGUGACAUCCUUUUUUUGUUUUUUAAAACUUCCCGAUUCAGCAUAGACGGCAUUGACCAAAAUUGUUUCUCUGGAAGUGGUCAUUGCUCAAGAAUACCUUCUUUUCUCAACACCAAGUAGAGGGCUCGUCAGUCGAUUCGGAAAACGGAAGCAGAAGUUUUGACUUUUCAUCCGGCCACGUCGGAGGAGCGUUUCGAAAAGUGCAUCGAUCUUAAUAAUACCCUACUUUUUCUGAGGCAGGAGCCUUAAACAUGGUCUUUCGGGCGCAUAGGACUGCAGAGGGAAUCUCGUUUACUUACGGAACCCUGCCCACGGCUGAAGGACUGUGCGGAAGGCUUAGCCGUUGCUGCUGAUGAGCUUUAGCGCGUUGGACAUACCCGGAUUAAUCUUGAUUAUAGAAUUCCGUGGGCCACGAGUGAAAUCAGAAGCAGCAUGCUCAUUUCAAGUGUAGAGUGCCGAGCCGAGGUGUUUGGACAACAGCGGCGCGAAUCAAAGCAGCAGCUGGCCACGGCUCGCGCAUGCAGUUGUUGUUGGUUUUAAUUAGACAGCGACAAGUGCAAGGCGUCUGCGCGCGUACACAUUCUUUUCAUUUUCUUUUGUGCUUAGGAAUUGGGGUCUCAGUUAGCAUAGGGUCCGUUUCGCAUGGGGAUUAGCUAUGCGUAAGGCAAAAAUUUUUAUGACUUUAUUUUAUCGUAUCAUAUUCUUUGCGCUCUAUUCUUGUGAUUUACAUUCCAUGUGUGUUAUUUCGUAGGGCUGUUGAUUUGCUAGCUCUCUCGCUGUACAAGGGAAGCGAGACUUGAGAACAGCUGUGGCGUUUGCAGGGCCAUUGACCCUAAGUUGGCAACGUAGGAAGCUAUGAAUUAUAACACGAGGAAUCAGUUCUCUUUGUAAUUUGAGUUCACGUAAAAUUACCUAUUAUUUUUUAAUUUUUAAGUCAUCUUAGGUUUGCUAGCAUAAGUUAUCUGACUUUUAACUAGAAUAUUCAAUUUAGUUUUACUAUUAACACAUUUUUAACUUUGGUUUUGUCUGCGUUUGAUAAGCAAGUGUUUAGGUUUUGUCGUGUAGUUUUUGUGGGGCAUAUUUUUGUCAGGACAGUUAGGAAUUAAGUUUGAUUUAUUUCUUUUUACAAUGGAAAACCCCGAUAACGAGCCUGAACCGGCUCCGGCGCCAAAAUGCCAGUUGUGUGGGAAAACUUUGGCUUCGGCUCCUACAUUGAAAACAAAGUGCAGUCACGAGUUUCACAAAACUUGUAUUGAGUCACAUGUCAAGACCCAUACUACCUGUCCCACAUGCAAGACGCUAUGCGUCGAUAGAAGUACUCCUCAUAAUACCAGGUCACAGGCCAAGCAAAACGAGGCAGCAGCCAUAACCGCUGAAAGAGUUAGUAGCAUAGUUACACAGGCCAUCAGCACGAUGCAAAACGAGGUGGUAGCCCAGCUCACGGACAAAAUGGCUCAAAUCAUUCAGUCCAGCAUAGCAGCACAUUUCCAAGAGACUGGCAAUAGUAUUCCUCAAGGGAAUAGACGUGGGGAAGCGGAUAAUCCGGUCCAACAAAAUAGGGACAGAGAAGUGGGGGAAACAUUCCGACAGGGGCUGAAUAGUCAGUAUUUAGCACAGUUUCCGAGCUACGACCGUCCAAGCAGUGCAGUCUCAGAUCUGAGUCAGCGACCGGACAAAGUCGCCCAUAUCCUCAAUAGUUGGAAAUUACGUUUUAAUGGGACCCAAGAAGGAUUGAGCAUUGAUAACUUUCUCUAUAGGGUAGAGGCUUUGACACAUCAGACUCUUGAAGGAAAUUUUCCAGUUCUUUGCAGUAACGCCAGUCUGCUUUUUGACGGAAAGGCCAGAGAUUUUUAUUGGCGUUACCACAAGACUUCCGGAUCGAUGAGAUGGGACCGGUUAUGCCAAGCUCUAAGAAAGCAGUUUAGGGAUUCUCGAACCGAUGUGGAUAUCAGAGAAGCGAUAAGGGACAGGAAGCAAAAAGAAAAAGAAAGUUUCGAUUCCUUCCACGACGCCCUGAUACAGCUGAUGGAUGAUUUGGAAACUCCCAUGUCAGAGAAAGCGAUUGUGGAAACUUUACGGCGCAAUUUGCGACCUGAAAUUAGACAUGAGCUACUGAAUGUCCAAAUCGACUCCGUAGAACGUUUGAGAGAAGUCUGUCGUAGAAGGGAGAGUUUUCUCGACGACGUUAGGCGGAGUCAUGGGUACCAGAAAUUGAUUCCUUUCCGGAAACAGGUUGCGGAAUUGGUAGGGGAAGCCCAAUUAGAGGAGGCCUCCGAAUUCUCGGAUGUAGAAGAAGAGGACGAGGUGGCAGCCGUGGCACUGAUUUGCUGGAAUUGCCGAAAGGAGGGGCAUCGCUACCACGAUUGCGAUAGCAAAAGGAAAAUUUUUUGCUUUGGGUGCGGAGCACCUAAUAAAUAUAAGCCGUCGUGUAGCAAGUGCCAAAAAAACGGCAAAGUGAACACCCAGCCUCGCCAGCCGGUCAGUGUUCAGCGCAAGCAGUCGAGUGCAGAGGCGAAAUCCCAGUAGGGAUACUUAAAACUACCGCCCAGUUUCCGUCUGAGAAAUCAGAAUCCGACAUACACCAAGCUUUAGUCUGGCCACAACUAGUCCAUGCCAGAUCCCAUUCGCUUUUCACCAACGACCAACCCAGUAAUAAGUCCCUCACAAGGAGUGCAAGAAGGAUGAGAGCGUUCCGGCAGGCGGCGAAAGCGAUAAAUUGCAUUCGUUACAAGCAGAAGGACAAGCGUCCAUAUGCGGAAGUUCGCCUGUUGGAUCAAACGGUCCUUGGUCUAUUGGACACCGGAGCAGCUAUAAGUGUUAUAGGCGGAAAGUUAGCAGAACGCGUAAUCCAAAGCCGAAUUCCUUUUAAGAGAGGAGUUCUAAAUGCUUCCACUGCGGAUGGACGGAGGCAAGAGGUAGUGGGACGACUGCGGACACCGGUGCAGUAUAAGGGUGCAGUGAAGGACCUUGAGCUGCACAUUAUUCCAUCGCUCAGCCAGGACCUGUAUUUAGGGAUCGAUUUUUGGUCGAGUUUCGAUUUAUUGCCACCCAGCAUGUCGCUGGCAGAGAUAGUUCAUGAACCGCAGAACCUCAGCCGAGGGGAAAUGGAUCAGUUGCAAGCGACCAUCAAUUUAUUUCCUUCGUUUUCCGUGUCCGGUCUAGGAAAGACGGCCCUGCUUUCGCAUUCAAUUGAUGUAGGUGAUGCAAAAGCCGUGAAGCAGAGACACUUCCCUGUAUCUCCUGCGGUAGAGAAAUUGUUAUAUGCGGAGAUAGAUCGGAUGCUCAGCUUAGGGGUGAUAGAGGAAUCCGAUAGUGCGUGGUCAUCACCGGUAGUAUUGGUGCAGAAGCCAGGGAAGGUGAGGCUAUGUUUGGAUAGUAGGAAAGUUAACGCGGUGACCAAAAAGGACGCGUAUCCGUUACCACAAAUUGAUGGGAUUUUAGGACGUCUUCCUAAGGCGAUGUUUAUUUCGAGCCUGGAUCUUAAGGAUGCCUAUUGGCAAGUUCCCUUAGAGCCGAGCUCACGCGAUAAAACAGCGUUCACGGUUCCGGGCAAACCUCUCUACCAGUAUAAGGUGAUGCCUUUUGGUCUCACUAACGCUUCGCAGACCAUGACAAGGCUGAUGGACAAGGUAAUUCCGGCCAGUUUAAGAAAUGAAGUUUUUGUGUACCUGGACGACCUUUUGAUUGUGUCGGACAGUUUUGAGUCACAUCGGAGGGUGUUGAGUGAAGUGGCAAGUUACAUAAAAGCGGCAGGGUUAACGCUGAAUGUGGAGAAAAGCAAGUUUUGCAUGAAGUCAGUGCGGUAUUUGGGGCAUAUAGUAGGUGAAGGGGUGAUUCGUACAGAUCCGGAUAAGAUUUCGGCUAUGUCCGAUUUUCCUUUGCCAAAAUCCCUAAAGUCUCUGCGUCGCUUCCUAGGUAUGGUAGGCUGGUACCGGAAGUUUAUAAGCAACUUCGCAUCGGUAGCCGCGCCUCUCACGGACUUGCUCAAACCUAGACAGAAAUUUUCAAUGACUCCAGCGGGUCAGGAGGCUUUUGAAAAGUUGAAGGAGAUGCUUUGCUCAGCGCCAGUUUUGCGUAGUCCUGAUUUUAGCAAACCAUUCUAUGUUCACUGCGACGCUAGCAAGACAGGCGUUGGGGGAGUGCUGGUGCAGAAGACACCGGAGGGGGACGAAUAUCCGAUUGCGUUUGUAUCGAAAAAACUCAACAAAGCCCAAAAGAAUUAUUCGGUCACCGAACAAGAAUGUCUGGCCGCAAUAGUUUGCAUAAAUAAGUUCAGAGCUUACAUCGAGGGGCAUGAAUUUACUGUAAUCACUGAUCACGCCUCCUUGAAGUGGCUCAUGUCACAAACUGACUUACACUCACGUCUAGCCCGGUGGGCAUUAAAGCUGCAGAGUUUCUCGUUUAAAAUCGAGCAUCGUAGCGGCAGGCUUAAUGUGGUUCCGGAUGCUCUUUCUCGCGUAAAUGAGGAGGAAGUGGCGACUCUAGACGCGAGCAAUGGGUUGUUGGUGGAUUUGGAAUCGCCAGAAUUCAAGGCAGAAGAUUACGUGGAGAUCGUAGAAAGGGUUAGGGCCAAUAUUGAUAAGUUGCCAGAUCUCAAAAUUGUAGAUAACUUGUUGUAUCGUAGGUCAGAUCACGCAACAGGAGAGGUGCUACAUGAUGUGUUCAUUUGGAAACUCUGGAUUCCUCAAGGGUUAGUGGUUGAUGUUUUGCGUAACGCGCACGACAAUCCACUGGCUUCCCAUGGAGGCAUUCACAAAACCCUAGAAAGGAUACGGCGGUAUUAUUACUGGCCUGGUUUGGUUGCCGAUGUGAAGAAGUAUAUCCAGGCUUGUGAUGUCUGCAAGACUACCAAGGCCCCCAAUACAAUCCAGAGACCGAAGAUUGGAAUUGCGCCCGAGUCACAACGUUUCUUCCAGAAAUUAUAUGUAGAUUUCCUGGGGCCAUAUCCCCGUUCAAGAAGUGGACAUAUAGGCAUCUUUAUCGUCCUCGAUCACUAUUCUAAAUAUGUGUUUCUUAAGGCAGUGAAGAAGUUGACCGCGGACGUGGUAGUCAAGUACAUGCAGCAAGAUCUUUUUCAUGCUUUCGGGGUUCCGGAGACAAUAGUAUCCGACAAUGGCACACAAUUUAAGUCUGAGGCAUUCCAAAAGCUACUCCGGGAAUAUAAAGUUUCGCACACUCUCACGGCCCUGUACGCACCCCAAGCUAAUGCUUCCGAACGUGUAAAUCGCUCGGUGAUUGCAGCAAUCCGAUCUUACGUGCGCGAGGAUCAGAAGGACUGGGACGAGCACCUCAGCAGCAUUUGCUGCGCAUUGCGUUCUGCGGUGCAUGCAAGUCUGAAUGCAACUCCUUAUUAUAUGGUGUUCGGACAGCAUUUCAUCACUUCCGGGGCAACAUACAAGCUUCUGAGAGCAUUGCGGGUGAUGGAUGACAGGUCAGCAGUUUUCUCGCGGGAGGAUUCAUUAGACUUGGUUCGAAGCAAGGCUCUAGAAGUCAUGAAAAAACAGAAUGAUAAAAAUGAACGGCAGUACAACUUACGGGCUAGAGACAUAUCCUACAAUGUCGGUCAGGAGGUGUUCCGAAGAAAUUUCAGGCAGAGCAAUUUUCAGUCAGGGUACAGCGCGAAGUUGGGUCCGGCCUUUCUGAAGGCCAGGGUCAAAAAGAAGAUAGGGCAGGCCUACUAUGAGUUAGAGGAUUUGCAGGGUCGUUAUGUAGGACGGUUUCACGCGAAAGAUCUUCGUCAGUAAGCCAACUGCUUCAAGCUCUCCUGUUAUCAUUCUUGGGAGUGUGACCCCCAAGCCUGAUCUUUCGGGGGGGCUUUUGUAGCGCUUGUAGCAGGGAAUGCUGAGUUUUUGUGGCGCCAUCUAACGCUCAGAGUGGCAGGCGAACGACAGGUCAAGGGAGAACCAAAAAGACGGUAACAGGUCAAAACGUCAGGUUAUCUCUGUUGAAAAUGCAUCCAGGGACCUGUUAGAGGAUUUGCCGCCAGAACGUUGGCGUCCCUAUCGGCUAUUCCCUUGUGAAAGUCAGUUGAGUCGGUUGCGUAUCGGUCCGACGGAAGGGAAAAACCAAGAAUUUAGUGAAGAGAAAAACUCUAAGGGAAUCUAAUUAGCUAAAUCCAAGAUUCGACUGCGAGAUUCUUGGUUGAAGGCGAGUGGGCUGUUCAGUCGUCAGAAGCCGUAUAGCGCUGAGUCCGGUUGGGGUAAGUGCUGCGGAGGAGAAGAGAAGGGCUAAAGGAGAAUAAAGAGUUGUCCCAUUUGUAGUCUUGGCGCUUAGAAAUCGAGGUAAUCAGUGCGGAUUCGAUCGUCCAAGGAAGCCAGCCAGCAGACAACAGCAGCCGCAAGCCUAACAAAGCGGCGUUUAAAUUUUUGGGACUGUCUGGAAAGCGCUCAGCCAUCGGAGAAGCGAGCGUGGAAGCAGAGGGAGAAGAUAUUUGGGCAACGCUCGGUCCCCCCCAAGCGGCUAGCUUUCCGAGGCGUUGGCGUCGGCACUUUAGUAGUCGAGCGCGACGCGACAGAAAAGGAGGGCCCGUCCCUUGGUCGCGAGCAGAUCGGCGGAGAGAAAGUGUUAAUCUAGCACCGUCGGAGAUUGGCCGUUUGGCCUUUUCUUUGCUUUCGCGUACCCUUCACCUGCAGAAGCAGGGGAAAAGAAUUUGUGCGGUUCCCUUUCGCCCAGGAGGUGGAAAGGAAACAUAGAUAACAGUCGGGAGAAAUAGAAUAGGGAAAAAAAGAGGAAGCAACGGAUUGACAGAGUGAUUGUAUUCGUGUUCGUAAAUGUAUAAUUAAUUUUGAUCUCGGUGCGGAGUUAUUUAGGAGAGAAUUAGAUUUGAUUCCGGUAGUGGCUUCUCGUGACUCUCGCCGAUCUGCAAAUAUGAUUUCCCCCUACCUUGUGCCAUUUUAAGUGUUCUUCCUCCACAGCAGCUUUAGGUAUUCAUCGAGGAAAGCGCUUUCGCCGAUGGAGCCAUAAACUGGAGAAAAGGUAUGAGUGGACUUAAAUUUUGUUAUUAAUAAAGUACAACUUGAAGCAAGGGAAUUAGGGCCGGUCGGUGAGCGGGAGGGAGAAGUGCCCACUCGAAUUGGCUUCUGAACCUUACGGAGUCAGCAAGCAAGUUAGUUUGUCCAUUUCGGACUUAUUUAGUAUAUCGUUUGUAUUACACAUAGCCAAGUAUUUGUAGGAAUUUUACACAUAUAUUUUCAUUUAGCUACUCUUUUAAUAUGGGGAAUUAUAUUAUGGUAUUUGCGGGUAAUACUAGUGUUUUAGCCAGUAAGUGAAUAAACUUUAUAAUGUGUUAA